Messenger RNA from Sclerotinia borealis F-4128, 846 nucleotides. The record is from the annotation of a GenBank genome assembly. NCBI's taxonomy places the organism in Eukaryota, Fungi, Ascomycota, Leotiomycetes, Helotiales, Sclerotiniaceae.
AUGUCUCGUCCAGAAGAUACACUCCCCCCCGACCUCCACUACAAUGACACCGAAGCUCGCAAAUACACCACCUCCUCUCGAAUCCAAAACAUCCAAGCGAGCAUGACGAACCGAGCCCUCGAGCUCCUCGACCUAAACACCCCCUCCCUUCUCCUCGACAUUGGCUGCGGCUCCGGCCUCUCGGGCGAAAUCCUCACCGCGGUCUCCGAAGACGAAGGCGGUCCGCAUGUCUGGGUUGGCAUGGACAUUAGUGCAUCCAUGCUCGACGUUGCUUUACAGCGAGAUGUCGAGGGUGAUUUAAUGCUGAGUGACAUUGGCCAAGGGGUUCCAUUUCGAGCGGGAAGUUUCGAUGCCGCGAUUAGUAUUAGUGCGAUUCAAUGGUUGUGCAAUGCGGAUAGUAGCGAAGUAUCGAGUUCAGGACGACUUUCUAGAUUUUUCAACGGAUUAUAUGCAUCGUUAAAAAGAGGAGGCCGAGCAGUAUGUCAAUUUUACCCAAAGAAUGACGAGCAGAGGUCGAUGAUCACUGGAGCUGCGAUUAAAGCGGGAUUUGGCGCGGGAAUAUUGGAGGAUGAUCCGGGAACGAAAAAUGCGAAGUUGUACCUGGUAUUGACGGUUGGAGGAGGCGCGGUGGAGGCUGGAAAUGGGGAUAUUACCGGGGUGGUGAAGGGGAUGGAUGGCGUGGAUGUAUUGGAUGCAAGGAAAAAACAUAGAGAAAAGGGCAGAAAGGAAGUGAAGAAGGGUAGUAAGGCAUGGAUUUUAGGGAAGAAGGAACAGAUGGAGAGGAAAGGAAAGGUGGUCAAGAGUUCGAGUAAAUAUACGGGCAGGAAGAGAAAUAUUGCUUUUUAA